Charadrius vociferus (killdeer) is the source of this 1371-nucleotide messenger RNA. It is a transcript of the gene ATG14, whose product is annotated as autophagy related 14. Bases 1 to 1371 code for a protein of 456 amino acids. The transcript is spliced from 10 exons. The record is from RefSeq and is a predicted model, not a curated record. Lineage: Eukaryota; Metazoa; Chordata; Aves; Charadriiformes; Charadriidae. Gene Ontology annotation, biological process: autophagosome assembly; cellular response to starvation; mitophagy. Gene Ontology annotation, cellular component: extrinsic component of phagophore assembly site membrane; mitochondria-associated endoplasmic reticulum membrane contact site; extrinsic component of omegasome membrane.
AUGACUGGUGGGGUGAGGACGCGGAGGAAGAACGAACCCGCCGGGUUGAGCAGCCGGGCUCCAGUUGCACCACAUUCCUCCGGCUCACACGUGGCCUCUGGCUUUUAUGUCAAGUUUUCAGACAAGAAAGAAAGGCUGAUGCAUCUCAAAACCAAACAGAGAGAAUUCCAAAAACAUGUUUUGAAGGCCAUGGAAGGGAAGGAGAUAACUGAUCAGCUGAGAUGGAAAAUAAUGUCUUGCAAGAUGAGGAUUGAGCAGCUGAAACAGACCAUUUGCAAAGAAAAUGAUGAAAUGACAAGACAUGCGGAGGGGCUUCUGAGAAUCAAAGAGGAGAACCAGAAGCAUUAUCGCAGAGCUCAGCGGCAUCAGGAGAAGAAAGAGAAGAUCCAGAAGCAUAACCACAAGCUGGGAGACUUGGUAGAGAAAAAAAUGUAUGACUUGAAAACCCAGUACGAGCAUCUGGCCAAUCUUCGUCGGACGCAUAUCCUGGAGCUAACAUCAGUCAUAUUUCCCAUUGAAGAAGUAAAGACAAGCAUGAGAGAUCCUGCAGAUGUGUCUUCUGAGAGUGACAAUGCUAUGACCUCUAGCACUGUGAGCAAGCUCGCGGAAGCCAGGAGAACCACAUAUCUCUCCGGGAGAUGGGUGUGUGAUGAUCAUAACGGGGACACCAGCAUCAGUAUCACAGGGCCUUGGAUAACCCUUCCUAAUAACGGAGACUAUUCAGCGUAUUACAACUGGGUGGAAGAGAAGAAGACUACACAAGGACCAGAUAUGGAACAUAAUAACCCUGCUUAUACCAUCAGCGCUGCAUUGUGCUAUGCAACUCAGCUUGUUAACACUUUGUCUCUCAUACUUGAUGUGAAUCUUCCCAAGAAGCUCUGCAACAGUGAGUUCUGUGGAGAGAAUCUCAGCAGACACAGGUUCACGCGGGCAGUGAAGAAGCUGAAUGCUAAUAUCCUUCACCUUUGCUUCUCUCAGCACGUAAAUUUAGAUCUGUUGCACCCACUGCAUACGCUCAGGAACCUUAUGUACCUGGUCAGCCCAGACACUGAGAACUUGGGCAGGUCUGGGCCUUUCGAAAUCAGCGCCGAUCUCGAAGACUCCAUGGAGUUCGUGGAUCCCAGUGCCACCGGAGAAACAGAUGAGAGUGGAGAUGAACACGUCAGCGAUGAAGAGACAGACCUUGGGACAGACUGGGAGAAUCUGCCGAGCCCCAGGUUCUGCGAUAUCCCCUCCCAGCCGGCGGAGAUGCUGCAGAGCCAGAGCACCCAGGUGUCUCAGCCCAUUGCCAGCAGCAGCGCCGGUGGAAUGAUCUCGUCCGCUGCCGCCUCGGUCACCUCGUGGUUGAAGGCGUACACUGGACAUCGCUAA